AGAUCUAUUUGAUAGAGAUGCUCUGCGUACCAGAGCGGCACCUUUAGUAAUAUAGUUCUUCAGCCUGGAUGGGAUUUUCUCAAGUAAAACUAAUAGCACGAACCUAGUUUGAGCCGCUGCUCUUAGAACAGGACUCGUGAAGACAGACCUCGGGGUAGUUUGGGCACGCAGCGCGUCAGCUCAGAAAUUGUUGAAUGAACAGACGGCCCUGAACUCACUAUGGGCUAAGCAACAUACUAAUCGCUUUGAAAUUAUACGAACUCUAAUUUCACAAAACCCUCUGACAGGGACUACUGCCCUUAUUUUUAGUAAAUACAGGACGAUAAAGUUAUGAAAUACAUUUAACACCCCUCCUUUUCUUACAGAUGGUAGUAUAGUCUACACUUUUCAGCACCCUUUCUCCCCUCACAACACAUCUUGAAGAGGAUUCCCUUUUUACAGCUAAAGAAUACUCCACGGUGUGGAUGUUCAUGUAAUGAUUUCACUAUUCCUUUACUGAUGGGCAGUUAGAAAAGUUCAUCUAAACCAUACGACAGUGACAAAACGGCAGUUUCUAAAAUACCUGCGGAAAUGCCAACUAUAGUCGGGAGGGUGGGCAAGGCGUCCGGAGGCCGCCCUAAGCCGUCUCGGAGGAACUCUGAGUUCCCAAACAACAAAGUACUCUGCCUAGAAGGGCCGGAAGUACUUGAGGACGCUCACCGGGACCCGCCCCUCCGCUUCCGGCGUCGGCUGUGGGGAGUCCCUGGUGCAGUCUCCGUGUUCGGUUAGUAGGAUGGCGCCGGGCCGAUGCGGUCAUAGCACCGAGAGCGGACGGCCGCUAAGCGCUUCCACCGUCCCCCGAAGUUUAUCCCCAGUGGCGGGGGAUGGGGGAGGCCGGUCCUUCUGGGUCGUCCGCGUUCCCUGCUCCUUCGUAUUACGGAGACGUGGGCCUCCAUCAUUCUAGCCCUCCCGCCCUCUUCCCGUGUGCCUGCUAGAGCGUCUCCUCGCCGUUUCCUGUUGACCAGGGGCCCGGGAGGAAAGAAGGGGGCGUAGCGCUACCGCGGAGGGAACUCGCGAGCUUGGGAGACUCGCAGACACCGGAAGUGUUGGAAGGAAGGCCGGAAGCGAGGGGGCGGAGCCAGGAAGUGAGGAGGGGCGGGGGUUUACGAGGAGGCCAAGGGAGCGUUGGGACAGAUUUGCACUCAGGGCAACCUGAGGGCCUUGGCUGUAGCGCUCAGCUCUGUCCCCUCCCCUCGCAGAGACACGGUUGUCGUCUAGGAGUAGGGAACUCUGUGUGGAGGGGUGGGUUGUCGGGAGGACCUUCCUCUGCGCUUGAGGCAAGGUGUGGAGAGGCGGGGUGGGGGUGGGGCCGGGUCGUCAGGGCGUCUGAGAGGGAAGACCCCCGCCCCCCGCCCCUCGCCGCCCUUCUACACUGGCUGACUGGACACUAAGAUGGCUGCCGUUGCCAUGGCACCCAACCCUGUGCAGACCCUUCAGGAGGAGGCGGUGUGCGCCAUCUGCCUCGAUUACUUCACGGACCCCGUGUCCAUCGGCUGCGGGCACAACUUCUGUCGAGUGUGUGUAACCCAGUUGUGGGGAGGGGAGGAUGAGGAGGACAGGGACGAGUUAGACCGGGAGGAGGAAGAGGAGGACGGAGAGGAGGAGGAAGUGGAGGCUGUGGGGGCCGGUGGGGGGUGGGACACCCCCAUGCGGGAUGAAGACUAUGAGGGCGACAUGGAGGAGGAGGUCGAGGAGGAAGAGGAGGGUGUGUUCUGGACCAGUGGCAUGGGAGGGUCCAACUGGGACAACAUGGACUACGUGUGGGAGGAGGAGGACGAGGAGGAAGAUUUGGACUACUACUUGGGGGACAUGGAGGAGGACCUGAGAGGGGAGGAUGAGGAGGACGAGGAGGAAGUGCUGGAGGAGGACGAGGAAGAGGAGCUAGACCCCGUCACCCCACUGCCCCCGCCUCCAGCCCCUCGGAGGUGCUUCACCUGCCCUCAGUGCCGAAAGAGCUUUCCCAGGCGGAGCUUCCGCCCCAACCUGCAGCUGGCCAACAUGGUCCAGGUGAUUCGGCAGAUGCACCCAACUCCUGGUCGAGGGAGCCGUGGCAGCGAGCAGGGCAUUUGUCCCAAACACCAGGAGGCCCUGAAGCUCUUCUGUGAGGUGGAUGAAGAGGCCAUCUGUGUGGUGUGCCGGGAAUCCAGGAGCCACAAACAGCACAGCGUGGUGCCACUGGAAGAGGUGGUGCAGGAGUAUAAGGCCAAACUGCAGGGGCAUGUGGAACCACUGAGGAAGCACCUAGAGGCUGUGCAGAAGAUGAAGGCCAAGGAGGAGAGGCGGGUGACAGAGCUGAAGGUGGUAUCCACCAUCCCCUUUGCAUCAUCCCAGAGCCAGAUGAAGUCAGAGCUGGCAGCUGUGGCCUCGGAGUUCGGGCGGCUGACACGGUUUCUGGCUGAAGAGCAGGCAGGGUUGGAGCGGCGCCUCCGAGAGAUGCACGAAGCCCAGCUAGGGCGUGCAGGAGCAGCGGCCAGCCGCCUGGCGGAGCAGGCUGCCCAGCUGAGCCGCCUGCUGGCCGAGGCCCAGGAGCGGAGCCAGCAGGGGGGCCUGCGGCUGCUCCAGGACAUCAAGGAGACUUUCAAUAGGUGUGAAGAGGUACAGCUGCAGCCCCCAGAGGUCUGGUCCCCUGACCCGUGUCAACCCCAUAGCCAUGACUUCUUGACAGAUGCCAUCGUGAGGAAAAUGAGCCGGAUGUUCUGUCAGGCUGCCCGAGUGGACCUGACGCUGGACCCUGACACGGCUCACCCGGCUCUGAUGCUGUCCCCUGACCGCCGGGGGGUCCGCCUGGCAGAGCGGCGGCAGGAGGUUGCUGACCAUUCCAAGCGCUUUUCAGCCGACUGCUGCGUAUUGGGGGCCCAAGGCUUCCGCUCUGGCCGGCACUACUGGGAGUGGGGAUGCCAGCUCCUCGCGCCAUCACCAUCGCCGCCGCCGGCUCCACCUACCCCAACAGCCCCUGCUCCAGCGGGAAGUGUGGUGUGUGGGCACCAACGGCAAACGCUACCAGGCACAGAGCUCAACGGAGCAGACACUGCUGAGCCCAAGAGCCUAAAGAACCCUCCUGGCCUGCAGCUCGGCCUUCUCUCACCUGCAAUGUCUGUCCAACAGGUCUGCAUGGGUCCCUGAUGAGAACAGCUGCCUGGUUUUCCUUCCCUCUGUCCACCCAGGGGUCUGAGUUUGAGUAGGGGAUGAGGGGAGAUUUAACUCCAUUACUUAACUUCCCUUUCCCUGCCCCUGCUCUUCAAUUUUGUCAGUUCCCAGGCUGGGGUACUUGGGCAAGACUCAUGUCUGCCCCCAUCCAAUUCCAUUUUCGGAUGCAAAUUUUAGCUAAGGGAUUUGGAAGCUUUUUUGGGGGAGGCAGUUUGGGCAAAAGGGUAGAGCUGGGUAAUAAAUGUCUACUCUCCAGGGGAAGUAGGAGGGAUUCUAAACUCCUUCCAUCCCCAAUUUCUACCUCCAUAGACUGGCCAGAAUUUAGCUUGAGAGCUCUGGAAUGGUUGACAUGAUUGAAACUACAUACCAUUAUAUCACCCAAUAAAUUAUUUUCUCCCCCUUCCUUUUUUCCAGCACUCAAACUAGGAGUAAAGCUCACCCCACCCAACCCCUCCAGGUCUUUUCACUGCCAGGCUCCUUUCCCCUUUGUUCAAUGGAGUUCCUUGUGUCAGUAUCCAGCCUCUUCAUGUCUUUAGUUCUCUCCAUUUGGUGAGCCCUGACCAGGAGCCUGGGGACAGGGGUUUGGAUCCCCAGAAGAGCCUUGGGUAUAAUCUAUUUUUCUAGUAACCCCUUGCCUUCUGUCACUUGUCAGCUUUUGUCCUCUACUUUGAUGGCAGAGGUCAAUUUAUGUUCCUGGGGAAAAGGGAAGAUGGGUUGUGUUGUGGAAAUAAAAAGUUUAUUUGC
This is a messenger RNA of Ailuropoda melanoleuca (giant panda), 3930 nucleotides long. RefSeq names its product tripartite motif containing 41 (gene TRIM41). Lineage: Eukaryota; Metazoa; Chordata; Mammalia; Carnivora; Ursidae. Bases 1432 to 3162 code for a protein of 576 amino acids. Gene Ontology annotation, molecular function: protein binding; zinc ion binding. The transcript has 8 exons. The record is from RefSeq and is a predicted model, not a curated record.